AUGCCAUCUGAAGUGCUACUCGAGUCCGCCGGAAUAGACUGGAAGCCAUCAGCACCACCCGCCUCUGCGGGCGAGGAUGACGACGAUGAUGAUGUGGAUGUGUUUGGUGAGGAGACUGAGGAAGAGAAGAAGGAAGAACGUGCUGCAACUGUGAAGGCAUCUGGAAGGAAGAAAGAGAGUGGGAAGUCAUCAGUCCUGAUGGAUGUAAAACCAUGGGAUGACGAGACAGAGAUGAAAAAGCUUGAGGAAGCUGUUAGAGGUGUGCAGAUGGAUGGUUUGCUAUGGGGAGCAUCUAAACUCGUAGCUGUUGGAUAUGUUGUGAUAUUGUCGCCUUCAAUAAAAUAUAAUUACACUGAUUCAUUCACCGUGGAAUGUCCAGCCAAAAAGUUUUGA
Messenger RNA from Fraxinus pennsylvanica, 393 nucleotides. The record is from the annotation of a GenBank genome assembly. Lineage: Eukaryota; Viridiplantae; Streptophyta; Magnoliopsida; Lamiales; Oleaceae.